CCCCUCAGACAGAACACAACACAGAACAGCCCAAUCGACAGACUCCGGAGGGGCACCCCGCGCGGUUAGUCUCGAGAAGCUUCCGCUCGGAGACACGAGGCAGGGUUAGGGUUUCGCGUCCUCCCGUCGUCAGCCCCGGCCAUGUCCGGACGCGAGGUCCGCGAGUACACCAAUCUCAGCGACCCCAAAGACAGGAAGUUUGGGAAAGGGAAGGACAAGAUCGACGAUGAGGACAUCACCUUCCAGCGCAUGGUUGCAAAGGGAUUUUGGCUCUCUACUCGGUGGUUGAUACCAACAGAUGCAAGAGGUUGCUGGUGAGAGGGGAGGCUACCUUCAUGGGCGAGGAGCAUUGGACAGCGAUGAUUUGCUUUACCUGAAAGAGCAGAUGGAAGCUGAGGAAGAUGCCGAGCGUCUUCUUCGUCGUACGGAGAAGCGGGCAUUUGCUGCUUUUAAGAAAGCAGCAAUUUUAGCUGAUUCUACACCUGCUGUCCCUGUGGCUCUUCGUGUUGAACCUAAACCUAAAAGUGAUAUAAGGCAACAAGAUCUUUUGAAGAACAUUGUUGGGAUCAAACCAAAGCGACCAAAAGUUAGCAGCCCGUCACAGCCAACAGAUAGCAAUAAGCCUAAGCAUGGGGAAGAAGAUUCUGUCAGCGAGUUGUCUUCAUCGCAGAACCAGUCGGCCUCGGGACUACUUGUGGGUGAGAAGGGAUCAUCUCAUGGGAUUGUGAAUCCUGACCAUACAGCGCCAAGGCUAGAUAACCCAAGAGAGGUGAAGCAACAGAACACAGCUGGAAGUUUGCUUGGUUUAGCUUAUGAGAGUUCGGACGAAGAAUAGUUGAUCAUGUGAGCCCUAUGGGAACUGGACUAUUUACUGUCAGAUGUCUGCGUUCCAAACGGCAAAAUGUAGAUUGUAUAUUAGUUUUUUUAAUGUACUAUCAUUAGGUUGUGUUUUGCAUCAGGAUUGAAUGGAAAGCUGCGUUAAUGUUGCUAUGCUGCUACUCCCCUACUAUCUGUUAAGCGUUUUUACAUUCCAUUGCCGUAGAAGGUCAACGCCAAA
Messenger RNA from Sorghum bicolor (sorghum), 1057 nucleotides. RefSeq lists its product as uncharacterized. The transcript is spliced from 6 exons. Bases 299 to 835 code for a protein of 178 amino acids. The record is from RefSeq and is a predicted model, not a curated record. NCBI's taxonomy places the organism in Eukaryota, Viridiplantae, Streptophyta, Magnoliopsida, Poales, Poaceae.